Heterocephalus glaber (naked mole-rat) is the source of this 3872-nucleotide messenger RNA. RefSeq names its product cathepsin E (gene Ctse). The record is from RefSeq and is a predicted model, not a curated record. Gene Ontology annotation, cellular component: endosome. Gene Ontology annotation, biological process: proteolysis; antigen processing and presentation of exogenous peptide antigen via MHC class II. Gene Ontology annotation, molecular function: aspartic-type endopeptidase activity. NCBI's taxonomy places the organism in Eukaryota, Metazoa, Chordata, Mammalia, Rodentia, Bathyergidae.
UCUAGGUGUCUGGAGAGUUAGUUCCCUUGCUCUGUGAGAGAGGAGAAAAGAGAAAGAACACCGGCUGCAGCAGACCGAGAGAAGCUGCUGUUCCGACCAUGGUGAAAACAUGCCUGCUGCUACUACUGGUGCUCUUGGAGCUGGAUCAGGCCCCGGGAGCCCUUCACAGGGUGCCCCUCCAGAGGCAUGAGUCCCUGCGGAAGAAGCUGCGGGCUCAGGGCCAGCUCACCGACUUCUGGAAAUCCCAGAACUUGGACCUGGACCAGUGCUCCACCAUGCAGGGUUCCAGCGAGCCCCUCAUCAACUACCUGGAUAUGGAAUACUUUGGCACUAUCUCCAUCGGCUCCCCACCACAAAACUUCACCGUCAUCUUUGACACCGGAUCCUCCAAUCUCUGGGUCCCCUCUGUCUACUGCACCAGCCCGGCCUGCAAGACUCACCCCGUGUUCCACCCUUCCCUGUCCAACACGUACAGCGAGGUGGGGAAUCCUUUCUCCAUUCAGUACGGGACUGGAAGCUUGACCGGGAUCAUCGGAGCCGACCAAGUCUCUGUGGAAGGACUCACUGUGGUUGGCCAGCAGUUUGGAGAAAGUGUCAAAGAGCCAGGCCAGACCUUUGUGCAUGCGGAGUUUGACGGAAUUCUGGGCCUGGGCUAUCCCUCCUUGGCUGCUGGAGGGGUGACCCCCGUGUUUGACAACAUGAUGGCCCAGAACCUGGUGGCUCUGCCAUUGUUUUCUGUCUACAUGAGCAGUAACCCAGGUGGCUCGGGCGGCGAACUGACUUUCGGAGGCUAUGACCCCUCCCAUUUCUCGGGGAGCCUGAACUGGGUCCCGGUCACCAAGCAGGCCUACUGGCAGAUUGCAUUGGAUGGAAUCCUGGUUGGGGACAGUGUGAUGUUCUGCUCCGAGGGCUGCCAAGCCAUUGUGGACACAGGGACGUCCCUCAUCACCGGCCCGCCCCCAAAGAUCAAGCAGCUGCAAGAGGCCCUUGGGGCCACAUAUGUGGAUGAGGAGUAUGCUGUGGAGUGUGCUAACCUCAACAUGAUGCAGGACGUCACCUUCGUCAUCAACGGGGUCCUCUACACGCUCAGCCCAACUGCCUACACCCUGCUGGACUAUGCCGACGGGAUGCAGGUCUGCAGCACUGGCUUCCAAGGCCUGGAAAUCCAGCCUCCCGCUGGGCCCCUCUGGAUCCUGGGGGAUGUCUUCAUCCGACAGUUUUACGCCGUCUUUGACCGUGGGAAUAACCAAGUGGGGCUGGCGCCGGCAGUCCCCUGACUAGGGUUUCGCCUCCAUGCCCAGCCACCCGACCCUUCCUGGGCCUCUUGAGUUGGGGCAUCCUUUACACUUGUUAAAAAGUCACUUUCCAUAGAAUGCAGACAUUCCCAAGGUUUCGAUUUAAAUUAGCACCGAACAGACCAGGAGAACACGCGUGUGCGCACCCGCACGCACACACACACACAUCCCUCCACCAUCAUCAUAAUGGAGGAAUUCUGUCCUUUACUGCUUUUGUUGAUUUUUCACUGUGAAAAUCUCCAAACACACACACAGGCAGAAGCCGUAGAACAAUAAAUCCCUGUGUACCCCAGCCAGCUUUUCGACCCCCACACACGUGGGUAGCCCCCUUUCCCUACACCACUCCCCACUUCCCUCUCCCGCUGCAUGUACCUGAAUUAUUUUGAGGCAAAUCCCAAGAAGCAUGUCUUUUUAUCCAUAAACAUUUCUAACAGCCUUAGAUGAUCAGAACUCAAACAUCUCCCAUUGUCUCACACAUGUGUGGCUGUUUUUUACAGGUGGCUAGUUUGUAUCAGGGUCUAAACACAAUCCAUGAGCUGCUUAUUUGAAAUGUCUCUUAAACCUCUUUUCUUCUGUAGUGUUUGUCCCAGUCAGAAUUUUGCUGGUGUCAUUUAACGUGGGUCUUUGAGCCCAUCUUUCCCAUGAAGUGGUAGUUACAGCCGGAAGUCUGAAUUGGAGGCACAAACACAUCAUGGUGGUGCUGGGUACUUCCUGUCAGGUCCCCUCAGGAAGUGGGUAAUGCCAAGUGCCUCUCCAUUGGCAGAGUCAACACUGAUGCGUGGACUUGGAGUUGUCAACCUUUGCUAUCUACUGCGACUUUUCCUUCACCGUCCUACCUCAUAGUUCUAACAGUUAGUGACGAUCAUUCGGGGAAUUGUCAGGGAACAGAUCUCUACUCAGGAGGGUGAAUCUCAUCAAAGACAAAAGGCCCUUGAGUAAAAAGGAUUUGUAACUUUCCCUCUAAAGCAAAGCACCCGAGAACCAAGGGGAGCUAAGAGUUAUGUAGCACCCCUGCAAGCACCUUCUCUAGGGUCCCUCCUGCAGGGGGGGGGCCAUCUGGAGCCGCAGGUGCUGACCAAAGUGAUCCCAAAGCCACACCCACUGGAUCUGCUGAAUGGAGGAACAGGAGAGCGACUGUCUGCACAAUAGCCUGCCAGCCCUGUUACAGAAAUGUUUCUACAGCCUGGCCCCUUGUCCCCACUCCCCUGGGCACUGCUGUUCACCAAGGGUUUUCAAGAACAUCGGGGCAGAUGCUCUGAUCCUAGUCAUGCCUCCCUCCCCCCACACCAGAGCUGGACUGAUUAAUACUGCAGAGUCCUGGCUCCAGUUCCCAGCUUCCUCACUCUGCCUGAGCUUCCCAGGCAUUCCUUGCUGUGCACCAAAUGACAUCCAGUUGCCAGGGCUUUGGGGUGCUCCAGAGCCUGGCCCCAGUUUGGCCCCCUCCUCCAUUUCCAUCCAGCCCAUUCCAACCAAACUGAACCCCCAUCCAGUCACGAGCACACUGUGCUCCCAGGGGUCUCUCUGCCCCACCCAGCAGAGGAGCAAGCAAGUCCCCAAACCGGCUCUUCUAGCCUUGGGGUAACGGUGAAGAGACGUUAAGGAUGAUACUCAGAAGAACCAGAUGAAAACCUCCGGCACGGGUGCAUGAUUACCGUGAUCAGCUGGGACCUGAAGCCCACUGUGCACUCUGUCUUCUGCCACCUGAAGGCUCAGCACCUCCUCUGCCCACCCUCAGCUGGAACCUGUGGCCUCCUGCAGCACCCUGCACAACUGGGCAUGCCUGUGCCCAGGCCUCCUUGGAGCCCAGUACAAAUCCCCCUCUCCUAAGGAAGGUGGGCACAUUCCACCUCUAGCUCCUCAGGCCUCUUUACUCGCACAGUGUCUGUCCUACUGUUAAAACUCAGGUAUCUAUUUUUGAGUCCCCAGUAUCUGGCCUACUAAAUUAUGGAAUGAACGAAGGCAUGUGUGGUGGGGACCUCAGGCCUCCUCUGCAGGACAGAGGUUGGCUGCAAUUUGUAUCAGAGUAAGGAAAGGGAAGUUGCUGACUUUUGAUCUGUUUGGAUGGAGGAAGUGGGGGCUGGAGCUGAUGGUGGCUGGUGACUUGGCUUCCAAAGGUACUGGGGACGGUUCUGCAAACGUCCCCCAAAAGAACAAGUUUCAGAAACAGUAAAGGCCAGUGGGUCACUUCCUGUAUCCCAAAGUCUCCUACAGCGGCAGUCCCAGGACAGUUCCAGCUUUUCACAUCCCCCCCAUCUGACACACACACCACACACACACACACACACACACACCCCACAUACACACGCAUGUUGAUACAUGUUGAUUUAAAACCUGGUCUCAGAAAGAAAUAGAAUAUGGGGGAACACAUCUAAAUGGUAACAAUUGAAGAACAAAUCAGCUGUUACAAAUCAGUGACUUUCUUGAGGGCGGAUUGAUGCACCCUUUUCCAAAAAAAUCAAAAUAGAAAAUUUUGGGUAAACACACUCUGGAAAAUUUUUCCAACUUUCCUGUGUCCUGUCCAAUAUUCGAUCUCGUGGAAAUCAUUAUGUCUUCCCUCCAGGCAUGCUUGCCAGCUGA